Anopheles maculipalpis is the source of this 1947-nucleotide messenger RNA. RefSeq names its product glutamate receptor ionotropic, delta-1-like. The record is from RefSeq and is a predicted model, not a curated record. The transcript is spliced from 5 exons. Gene Ontology annotation, cellular component: membrane. Lineage: Eukaryota; Metazoa; Arthropoda; Insecta; Diptera; Culicidae. Gene Ontology annotation, molecular function: ligand-gated monoatomic ion channel activity. Bases 1 to 1947 code for a protein of 648 amino acids.
AUGGACACACCAACUGGAUUGGUUGUUCAGAUAGAACCCGAAAGUGGAUCCGCACUGCCAACCCUGAGCGUUUUGAUGCGAUUUUUGAUCCUGAAGUACUACUCGCAUUGCUACAGCUUCUGUACGAUUGGAAGAGAUUUUGUCGCGGAUGUAACAGUGAGUAGAACUUUGCUGCCCGUAAACGAUCAGCUCGGGACCAACUUGCUGCUCGCAAUCAAUAAUGGCUGCCAAGCGUUUGUGGUCGACGAACCCGGCAUCGGGAGCUUUCUGGACCUUUUCAUACCUGUGCACGAUGGUGCACGGCAGCGAUCGUUGGACAAACGAUUGAUCUUGCUAGUAACGCAACAGAAUCAAACGCAACUGUUUGAUCGUUUAAGAUCACAUGGCGCUUUUCGUGAGACACCGAACGUGCUGAUAGUGGUGUACAGUGAGCAAGAGAAGCCAACGAAUCUUUAUACAACUACCCUCAGUAUUACGGAUGUGCUUGAGCGCAAUGUGAACGUUACGUUCCAGCAACUUACGAUCGAUUGGAAUCGUUGGAAAUAUCAUACAUAUUUUCCGGACAAAUCGAGCGAUCUGAUGGGAUACGUGUUACGGACGUCCAUGUGCAAUUAUCUACCCUUCACAAGCUAUGAACGGUUGUCCGAUGUCAAUGCCGGCAAUGCCAUCGAUUCGGAAACGGGAAAACGCUCGAUAUGGUUGGAUGGAACGGAAUUACAGUUGCUGGUUUCUUAUUGCCAGCGGCGAAAUUGCAACAUUGUGGUAUUUCCGGAAGAUGAAGACGAAUGGGGUGACGUGUACCCGAAUGGUACCGGUAACGGGCUGAUGGGCAGUGUAGCCGAACGUCGAACCGAUAUUGCUUUCGGUGCGUUCUAUCUUUGGUUUAAGCCGUACAACUUCUCCACCUACACGGCAACGAUCAGUCGCUCCGGUGUGACCGUGCUUGUACCAAAGCCGAAAAUGCUACCCUUUUGGCGAACUCCCUUUCUUUCGUUCUCCUUACCACUGUGGAUAGCGGUGAUGAUGACACUGUUAGCCGGCAUAGUGGCAGUAUGGAUUGCCGGGACAGUACGGCACCGGUUGCUGUUGCUGUCGAUCGGUGUCGAUGGUGGUCCAUCGGAACUCAUCGCCGAACAGCUAACACUAAGCGAUGCCAUUCUCAUGAUCGUAGGGUUCUUUGUGGCCCAAUCGUCAGCCAUUCGUACCGAUCUUUGGUCGUGCGUCUUUCUCUUUACCUCACUACUGUUGGCCGGAUUUAUGGUGAGCAAUCUGUACAGUGGUGGGUUGGCAAGUGUGAUGACUGUGCCGCAGUACGAGACAUCCAUUGAUACGGUGAAAGAUUUUGCCUCUACCGGGAUGCCAUUGUACGGUCCUACGCUCUACUGUUUGGAGGAGAUUUGGAACGCUACCGAGCCUCAUCUGCAGCAAAUUAAUAAAACGUAUGUUACGGCCGCACCGGAAGAGACCAGACGGCAUGUACGCGAGGGACACAGUGGGUUCAUUAUCGAACAAGCGCAGCACGGUAACUUUGCACCAAGCGACUUUCUCGAUCGCGAAUCUUCGAAGACUUUGCAACCAUUGAAGGAUACCAUUUACACCCAAAACUGUGCGGCACUGAUUACCAACACGAAUCCGCUCCGCUCGAACCUGAACGAGUACAUAUUGCGGGUACAGCAGUCGGGUAUACUGUACCAUCUAGGAACGCGGGCCGCCAUCCGGUACCUUCCGACCGAUGUGAUGCAAAACAUUGAACGGGCGCGGAUUCAUCAGCAUGACGAGAGUGCGGUCAGGCUUAAGAUUGGUCACUUUUUGGGUGCAUUCUUUAUACUCGGCUACGGGUUACUGUGUGCUGCAAUUAUGUUUCUUGGUGAGCUGUGGGGCAUAGUGAUCGUACGGUGGAUGGGUGAGAUGUUUGCGAGGAAGGUAACGGUCGUCACCAGAUUUUGA